Molecule: messenger RNA, 1310 nt
Organism: Cherax quadricarinatus
Lineage: Eukaryota; Metazoa; Arthropoda; Malacostraca; Decapoda; Parastacidae
Product: alpha-(1,6)-fucosyltransferase-like
Biological process (GO): protein N-linked glycosylation
Molecular function (GO): alpha-(1->6)-fucosyltransferase activity
Source: RefSeq, a predicted model, not a curated record
AAAUAAUAAUAUAAAUCUUUCUCACAGCGGGCAUGAGCGAGCGAUCACCAGAAAAUGAGACUGCAGCUCCUACUUCAGAGAGUAAACCCACGUUGGACUUCGAGGUGACACGACGGCUGGUGGAGACGAACUUGAGGGACGCUUACUUUUUCUUCUCAAACCAACUAAAACAACUUUACUCUAGCAACACGAAAAUGAAGCCAGAAGACUUCAAGAACCUCCAGAAGGAAGGUGCAGAGCGCAUCAGGAUUCUUCAGUACGACUUACGGAGGCUGGGUCAGGUGGGAGACGAGGAAGGCAGCUGGAGGCAGCGAGAGGCUGAAGAGUUGAGUGAGGAGAUACAACACCGUUUACACCGUCUGCAGCAUCCACCUGACUGUGCCACUGCAAAGAAACUUCUCUGUGAUCUGAACGCGCCAUGUGGUUUUGGCUGCGAGAUACAUCACCUCAUCCACUGCUUCAUGGCAGCCUAUGAGAAAAAUAGAACCCUCAUCCUGAACUCUGGUGGCUGGCGUUACUCCCCCGAGGGCUGGGAAACUGUCUUCCAACCUUUCAGUGAAACAUGCACCAACUUCUCAAUGAAAAAUAUGACUAACUGGCCUGGUACAAAUGACUCACAAACGGUGCGCUUUCCCGAUUUCUACACCAUGAAUCCACCUCCAGUAAACCUGCCAUUAGCCAUUCCACAAGACAUCUCUGAACGGCUGAUUCGUCUUCAUGGCAGUCCGGGCGUCUGGUGGGUGGGUCAGUUUAUCAAAUAUUUCUUCAAAUUACACCCGUACGUGAAAGAGAUGAUCAACAAUACACAGAAAGCUAUUCAGUUUCAACAUCCUAUUGUGGGUGUACACGUCAGACGAACUAAUAAAUACACUGAAGCACGUUUCUAUAACGUUGAUGAUUAUAUGGAACAAGCAGAGGAAUACUUUGCUGGACUCGAGAUCCUCAACCCAAAUAUUACACGAAGGAUCUACUUGGCUUCCGAAGAACCCAAAGUCUACGAGGAAGUCAAACUAAAGUAUCCUCACUACAAGAUUCUCUACCAUCAGAAGAAGAUAGAUGUAGUUCAAAUGAGCACACGACGCUCUCUGACCUCUCUCAGAGAUCUCCUGGUUGAUAUACACUUCUUGACCCAUUCAGACUUCGUCAUUCUCACUUUCUCUUCCAAUUUUGGCAGGUUAGUGUACGAGAUAAUGCAGACGUUACAUCCAGACGCUUCUGAUAAAUUCUACUCUCUAGACACGACUUAUUUUUCAUAUGCACAGCGGCCAAGUUUCCUGAAGUCUCGCUUCCACCACCACGACCGCAGGUGA